Pygocentrus nattereri (red-bellied piranha) is the source of this 3285-nucleotide messenger RNA. It is a transcript of the gene nsfa, whose product is annotated as N-ethylmaleimide-sensitive factor a. Gene Ontology annotation, cellular component: Golgi stack. The coding region runs from base 1 to 2235 and encodes 744 amino acids. The transcript is spliced from 21 exons. The record is from RefSeq and is a predicted model, not a curated record. Gene Ontology annotation, molecular function: ATP binding; ATP hydrolysis activity. Gene Ontology annotation, biological process: SNARE complex disassembly; intra-Golgi vesicle-mediated transport; Golgi to plasma membrane protein transport. NCBI's taxonomy places the organism in Eukaryota, Metazoa, Chordata, Actinopteri, Characiformes, Serrasalmidae.
AUGGCGACCCGGACGAUGCAGGCAGCGCGCUGCCCGACAGACGAGCUCUCCUUAACCAACUGUGCUGUGGUCAGCGAGAAAGACCUGCAGUCGGGCCAGCAUGUUACUGUGAAGACCACGCCGACACAUAAAUUUGUGUUUACAGUGAAGAGCCAUCACACAGUGGCCCCAGGAACCAUCGCGUUCAGUCUGCCACAGAGAAAAUGGGCUGGUCUGUCUAUCGGGCAGGAAGUAGAAGUGGCCAACUACAACUUUGAUAAGUCGAAGCAGUGCAUUGGAGCGAUGACCAUAGAGAUCGACUUCCUGCAGAAGAAGAGCACAGACUCCAGCCCGUACGACUCCGAUAAGAUGGCCAGCGAGUUUAUCCAGCAGUUCAACAACCAGGCGUUCUCUGUGGGUCAGCAGCUGGUGUUCAGUUUCUGUGAUAAGCUCUUCGGUUUGGUGGUGAAAGAUAUGGAAGCGAUGGACCCCAGCAUCCUGAAGGGGGAGCCAGCAUCCGGCAAGAAACAGAAGAUCGAGAUCGGGCUGCUGGUGGGAAACAGUCAGGUGAUUUUUGAAAAGGCAGAGAGCUCGUCCCUCAACCUCGUCGGAAAGGCCAAAACUAAAGAAGCUCGUCAAACCAUCAUUAACCCUGACUGGAACUUCGAGCGGAUGGGAAUCGGAGGCCUGGAUAAGGAAUUUUCUGACAUCUUCAGGAGGGCCUUUGCAUCUCGUGUUUUCCCUCCAGAUAUCGUGGAACAGAUGGGCUGCAAACAUGUGAAGGGAAUUCUGCUGUUUGGUCCUCCGGGUUGUGGAAAGACUCUGAUGGCUCGGCAGAUCGGAAAGAUGCUGAACGCUCGUGAGCCAAAGAUCGUAAACGGUCCCGAAAUCCUGAACAAAUACGUUGGAGAGUCGGAGGCGAACAUCCGGAAACUGUUUGCAGACGCAGAGGAAGAACAGAAGAGGCUGGGGGCUAACAGUGGUCUGCACAUUAUAAUCUUUGAUGAGUUGGAUGCGAUCUGUAAGCAGAGAGGAACCGGAGCAAGCAGCACUGGAGUUCACGACACUGUAGUCAAUCAGCUGCUGUCCAAAAUUGAUGGAGUGGAGCAACUUAACAACAUCCUGGUUAUAGGAAUGACUAACAGGCCGGACCUGAUAGACGACGCUCUGAUGAGGCCGGGCAGGUUCGAAGUGAAGAUGGAAAUCGGUCUGCCAGAUGAAAAAGGUCGUCUUCAGAUUCUGAGUAUCCACACGGCGAAGAUGCGUGAGUUUAAACUGCUGUCCACCGAUGUGGACCUGAAGGAGCUGGCGGGCGAAACCAAAAACUACAGUGGAGCGGAGUUGGAGGGGCUGGUCAGAGCGGCCCAGUCCACCGCCAUGAACCGCCACAUCAAGGCCACAGCGACAGUGGAGGUGGAUCUGGAGAAAGCUGAGAAGCUGCAGGUCACCAGAGCCGACUUUAUGGGCUCUCUGAACAACGACAUCAAACCUGCCUUUGGGACUAAUCAGGAGGAUUAUGCCAGCUACAUAAUGAAUGGGAUUAUUAAGUGGGGUGACCCUGUGACCCGCGUGCUGGAGGAUGGAGAGCUGCUCGUCCAGCAAACGAAAAACAGUGACCGAACACCACUGGUGGCCGUGCUGCUGGAGGGUCCUCCUCACAGUGGAAAAACAGCGCUGGCUGCUAAAAUCGCUGAAGACUCUCAGUUUCCCUUCAUUAAAAUCUGCUCUCCGGACAAAAUGAUCGGCAAUUCUGAAGUAUCCAAGUGUCAGGCCAUCAAAAAGAUUUUUGAUGAUGCGUAUAAGUCUCAGCUGAGCUGUGUGGUGGUGGAUGAUAUCGAACGUCUUCUGGAUUAUGUUCCCAUUGGCCCUCGGUUCUCUAACCUGGUUCUGCAGGCUCUGCUGGUUCUGCUGAAGAAAGCACCACCUCAAGGCCGUAAGCUGCUCAUCAUCGGGACCACCAGCCGGAAGGAUGUUCUGCAGGAGAUGGAGAUGCUCGAUGCUUUCAGCACCACCAUCCACAUACCCAACAUCUCCAGUGGAGAACACCUGGUGGAAGCUCUGGAGCUCUUGGGGAGUUUUACAGAUGCAGAAAGAGCCACUAUUGCCCAGCAGGUGAAGGGAAAACGAGUCUGGAUCGGCAUCAAAAAACUCCUUAUGCUCAUUGAAAUGUCCCUGCAGAUGGAUCAGGAGUACCGAGUCAGUAAAUUUCUCUCUCUGCUUCGGGACGAAGGAGCAGACCGAGGGUUCUACGAGUAACAGGCCAGACCGACGGGGGCGUCGUUUCCUUCACAUCCCAUUUUUCUGCACGUCAGUGAAACGUUCCUUGAACCUCCAGCCGCCGUCGUUCCAUCACUAAGAGAACCGUCACCGCUGAGUGUGAUUAUGCUGUCUAAUCACAUCUCACUGCAAUACUCACCACUCUGAAUCGUGUUCUGUGCUCCGUGUGCUGUUUCUGUUUGCUGAUGUCAGUUCAUUUGAAGAUAAUGAUGAAAUAAAAUAGCCAAGAGCCAUAAAGAUAUACAAAAUCAUCCAGAGAGAAAAAGUUUAUCAUAAAUGUAGUUUGAGUGUGAAUAUAUAUAUAUAUAUAUCAUAUAAAAAUACAGAAUAUUUAUCACGCUAGCAGUAUUGAAAUAUCUAGCUGAGAGGUGCGAGUUGUGUUGGUGUGAAGUUCAGGUGAGCUGUGCUGUGUCGUGUGUUCAGUUCCUUUCUUUAUCUGUGACUCAGCUGGUAGAUUAACAUUCCGUUUGUGUGAGUAACUGAAUUCUGCGCUCGGGUCGUCCAGCAGAAUAACGCACGUAUUCUAACACAUCAGUUCUGCUUUUAGUUUGAUUGUUGGUUCAGCUUAUGGAGUGCAGGUUGGUACCAUUUAGAACUCCUGUGUCCAUUAAGUGUGUGUGUGUGUGUGUGUGUGUGUGUGUACUGAAAAGUCCAGCACUUUGCUGAGUGAAUAAGCUGUACUGAAGAACAACCUUUACUAUAACAGUGACACUGUCCUUUAGUCCUUUAAUCCUUUAUUUAUAUUUGAUCUUAACUCACUGUUAACUGGUGUGCUGCUCAGGGGUGGGGGAGGGGGUAUUUCACGUUCUGAGUGAACAAACUUGUGUUGAUCAGUUUGGUGGGUGUAUAGAUAUUGAUUUUUGAAAAAAACCUUUGUUUUGUUAAUUUAUUAUUUUUGCCUGCCUGUUGCUCUGCCCCCUGUAUGAAUAGUGCUUGAUGUUUAGAGCUGUUUGUCAUUAAUAAAUAUUGAAGCUGUUAUUGCAGUUUGAAGCUGUAUUAUUGCAAUAAAGUCUGUCACAUGGAUGGAAA